Penicillium bovifimosum is the source of this 900-nucleotide messenger RNA. RefSeq names its product muramidase family protein. The transcript is spliced from 4 exons. The record is from RefSeq and is a predicted model, not a curated record. Bases 1 to 900 code for a protein of 299 amino acids. NCBI's taxonomy places the organism in Eukaryota, Fungi, Ascomycota, Eurotiomycetes, Eurotiales, Aspergillaceae.
AUGGCAUGUUCUCGUUUCACAUAUAACCUCAACUCUGGCAAGUGGGUUGCGUGGCUGAAUGAAGUCACAACGGCCGAUUUCCUCGACUGGAACCCUAGUCUCAACACUAAUCUGAGCUUAUGUGCCAUGCAGCCAGGGUACAGUUAUUGUGCUGUUCUCAAUAGUUCUUACACAACCAGCAGUGACAGCGGACUUGGCUCUAUCUGCUUGUCCCUCAAUGCCACCGAGUCUACCACUGUCUCAAACUGCAACUGCUUCACCGGUGUCCCUGGCUACUAUAAAGGAGAAUACCAAUGUGCACAUAUUGAGGAAGACUUCGAUAUCACGGAAGCCCAACUCCUUACGUGGAACCCUUGGCUCGGCACAGACUGUGACACAAAUCUGUACGCCAAUCUUAACGAUACCGAUACUCGUGCCGUCUGUAUUGGGGUGGGUUCGAGCACGUCAACUACUACCACCACAACCCCUAGUAGUACUACCGCUACUGCUACGUCGGUAGCCCCAACACAAACUGGAUACAUCUAUGGGUGCCAGGAGUUCUUCACCGUCGAGUCGGGAGACGAUUGUUCGACAAUGGAGACUGAGUUUGGAGUUACUCUUGCCCAACUCUACGAGUGGAAUCCCAGCAUUGGAGAAACAUGUACGAACCUGUGGCUCGGGUAUACCUACUGCGUCAAGGGUCCCACGGCCACAGCGAGUAGCUCAGCUGGUGCGCCUGCACCGACUGGCAUCGCGUCCAAUUGCAACGAAUAUUACACGGUCGUUUCCGGGGACUCGUGCGCGGCGGUUGAGGGUGCGUUCGAAAUAACAUUCGCGCAGCUGUACGAGUGGAACCCGGUGAUUGGGUCAGAUUGUCAGUAUUUGGAUGUUGGCUCUGCCAUUUGUGUUGGCGUUUCCUAG